GCCGCUGCGAUCUUGGAAGAUGAUGUUGGCAGAGCAAGCCCAGAAGUGGUACCCGACUCAUGUGCAGGUCACAGUCCUUCAAGCCAAAGGUCUGAAGCCGAAAGGUAAAAAUGGCAGCAACGAUGCCUACACCAUCAUACAGCUGGGCAAGGAGAAGUACUCCACCUCGGUGGCUGAGAAGACGCUGGAUCCCGUCUGGAAAGAAGAGGCCUCCUUCGAGCUCCCUGGAUUACUCAUGCAGGAGAAUCCAGAAAAAUACAUCCUGUACCUGAUCGUCAUGCACAGGUCACUGGUGGGGCUGGACAAGUUUUUGGGGCAGGUGGCGAUAAGUCUGAAUGACAUAUUUGAAGACAAGCAAAGACGGAAGACAGAGUGGUUUCCCCUAGAGUCCAGACAAGGGAAGAGAACUAAAGACAGAGGAGAAAUAAAAGUCAAUAUUCAGUUUAUGAGGAAUAACAUGACAGCAAGUAUGUUUGAUUUGUCAAUGAAGGACAAAACCAAAUCCCCUUUUGCUAAACUAAAAGACAAAAUGAAGGGUCGAAAAAACGAUGGGACUUUUUCAGAUACAUCCUCUGCAAUCAUCCCAAGUACUCACAUACCUGAUGCAAACAUAGAGAUAUGUAGUGGUGAAGUACAAGUGAAAUCAAAACCAAAAAAACCUUUCCUUUUGGGACCUCAGCGACUAUCCUCAGCUCAUUCGAUGUCAGAUUUAACAGGAUCGCAUGUCUCCUCAGAAAAAAUGAAAUCCAGCGCAGUUGGCUACUCUCAUCUUUUCAGGCGCCAGCUAGAAUCUUUUGGUUCGGUUGAUGAAGGUGGGAGUCUAAAAUCUCCACACAGAAGGACAUUAAGUAUUGAUACUUCUAAAAUGAACCCGCUUGACAGCACAGUUGAUGAAACUACACUAGAAGCGCAAAACGACCCGUUUACCAAUGUGACUGCUUCGUUACCCCAAAAAUUUGCUACACUGCCAAGACAGAAGAAUCCUUUUGAAGAAAGCCCGGCGACGUGGGAUCCGAACAUAAGUUUGUUUUCCAAACCUGUCGAAAUCAGAAAAGAAAUGAAAAAGGAGAAGAAAGAGAAAGUUAGUCUUUUUGAAAGAGUGACUGGAAAAAAAGAUAGCAAGAGGUCAGAUAAACUUAGCAAUGGAGGAUCAGACAGUUCUACUGACUUGAAAUCACCGAGUGCAUUUGGUGAAACUCAUCAGGAGAGUUUUGAUUAUGAGCCGACUAAUCCGUUUAUGACAAACUUCAAGCCUACAAGCGUGUUGCCAUCUUCAAGUAUUAAUAUGAAUCCUUCUGGCAUUGAGGAUCUCAGGAAAACAAUGGAUGGAAAUCCUUUCGACGCCACUGCAGGAUACCGAAACCUUACUUAUGAGGAGGUUUUGCAGGAGCUGGUGAAACAUAAAGAGCAACUUAAGAAGAAGGACACUCAUAUUCGUGAACUUGAGGAUUACAUUGAUAAUCUUCUUGUACGAGUCAUGGAAGAAACACCUAGUAUUCUCAGAGUGCCAUAUGAACCUUCUCGAAAAGCUGGCAAAUUUUCCAAAAGCUAAGACAGUGGUACUCGGUGGUACUUUCUGCUGAAUACAUUACUGGAAGGAAAUCACAUUUUAACACUUUGACUUCUCUUCAUUCCUUUUCGAGUAAGAAAUUCAAGGAAUCAGGGAAGGACGGUACUAUGAUCUGGGCUUUUUUCAUUUGUUUUUUACUCUGAACACUAGCAGGGAC
Molecule: messenger RNA, 1727 nt
Organism: Apaloderma vittatum (bar-tailed trogon)
Lineage: Eukaryota; Metazoa; Chordata; Aves; Trogoniformes; Trogonidae
Gene: RAB11FIP2
Product: RAB11 family interacting protein 2 (class I)
Exons: 5
Coding region: 20-1552 (510 amino acids)
Biological process (GO): regulated exocytosis
Cellular component (GO): endosome; phagocytic cup
Molecular function (GO): small GTPase binding
Source: RefSeq, a predicted model, not a curated record